Messenger RNA from Vitrella brassicaformis, 3686 nucleotides. The record is from the annotation of a GenBank genome assembly. Lineage: Eukaryota; Vitrellaceae.
CGAAACCCGACUCACGGAGCCAGCCGUCCACGGAGCGGCCAUUUGGCUCUCCCCCUCAGCCGCUCGUCACCACUGCACACAACAGCAACAGCAGCAAUGGAGAUAUUGAGCCCAGCCACGGUGCAGAUCUUCCGCCUUCUCCUUACUCUGCUGGUCCUUGGGAGCCUUGGCGGACCGCAGCUCACUGCCACCGGCCUUCUGAGGGACAGCCUCACUGCGUCGGACAGGAGAUCCCGGCUGUCGGCUGCCUUUAUCCCGUCGAGAGGCACAUCGCCAUCUCAUCUGCCCGCGCUAGAGCCCUUGCUGCGCCGAAGAGCUGCUGCAGAUGAGCUGUACCGUCUGCCGCAGAUCCCGCAGACACCGCAUCUAUCGCAUCGGCUGCCGCUGCUGAGCAGGCUGUCGUCUCAGCUGGAGAGUGAUGGUGGCAGUACUGACAGAGCUGACGUGUCACGGUUUGAUCCGGACCAUCGGUGGGAAGGCGCAUUCGCCGGUGAGUGAUGAGCAGCGAUGUGCCUUAGGCGCCUUACUUAUGUAUAUAUCUGUGUAUGACUACCGGCUGUGCUGUCUGUCCUGCAGACACUCCCAUCCUGACUUUAUCUGGGAAUCUGGUGGACACGCGUCGCACAGUGAUGCGUGACUUCCUCGAGUACAUGGGCAUACCCACAGUGUACCUGGGGGACCUCCAGGACACAUUUGACGCCCACACGGACCGCCUCAGGUGGUCGGCCAACGCCGCAGACGAGCAGGCAUCGAACAUCUGGUACCCAACCACACACAUAUGCGAAGGGAAGCGGGUUGUUGAUUGGAGUUCUUCUGUGUGUGUAGGCGUGCCGCCCAGGAAGAUUUCCUGCGCAAGGGGUUCCGUCUGCAGCCCAACCAGCCCAUCGCAGGCCCCCCGUGGCCACAGCAGCAGCCCCAAGCCGUCCCGCAGCUGCGAAUUCUGCUGCUGGGGGGGGACGGCACCGUCGGUUGGGCGUACGAGACGCUGCACCGGCUGUUUGACGGGACGGGGUACUUCCCUUUGGUGGCGGUGAUGCCUUGCGGGACGUACAACGACAUUGGCCGGCUGUCGGGGAUGCAGGUGCGGCUGUCGGCACGCGACUGCAGCAUGGGCGAGCUUCCCAAGAUAGUCAACUAUGUCCUCAACUGCAACCAGGUGAUUGGGGGAUUAUUGAGUAAAAACUGGUGAUAUGCGUAAGACGACCGAGCAAGGACGUGUGUGUGUGUGUGUUUGUGUGCGGCUGGUUGUGUGUAGGUGUAUGACUUGGAUGUGUGGCGGUUGAUUCCUGAGGGCAUGACCGACCUUGAGAACUUCCACAGGUGGGUGGGUACCGACCGUCUCAACCGGCUGACGACACAGUCAAUCAAGGAAUGUGUCUACGGUGUGUACGGAUGUGUUGUGUGUUUUGGUGUCCUGCCCUGUCCUGCCUUGCCUUGCCGUCCUCACAGCAACUACUCCGUCCACUCGGUAGCGAUGGGAUUCAUCGCCCGGUCGCUGUUUGACUUCGAGAAGUGGCGGUCGACGCACCCCGAGGCGGGACGGCUCUAUCGCAAAGCCUUCAUAUGGGCAUCCGGGCUGCUCAAAUACAUACAAAACGACGCACUACAGGUCCGGUCCGCCCCCCUCCGGGCACACGCACACGCACACACAGACGAUGGAUGCACUGCAGGUGCUGUCCUGUGCUUGUCCGCAGGAUGUGGUGCGGCUGACUUACGACACCGAGGACGGUCGGCAUGAGGCCAACGCCAGCCUGCCGGGCGCCUUCUCGUGCUUCCAGGCGCACAAUAUCCCGAUUUACGGGGGCUCGCCAUUCCUCAGCCCCGACUACGCCAGCUCCCAGAAGGUGGUGCAGGACGGCCUGCUCGACGUGACCGUGCACUCCAAGCCACAGAUGUUCGGACAGCUUGUUCUCAACACACAGGUGCCUGACUGACUGAGGCCGCACCGGACAGACAGACCCUCACUCCACACGCACCGAUCCAUCCCUUGCUUCCUUGUGUCAUUCAUUGCCCCGCCACAGGGCCGGCACGAGCUCUCUCGCUUGCGUGAUCUGACUAUCGACGUCCCACCAGGGCGGCGGACAUUCUGGAUGAUUGACGGGACGGUGAGGAGCCGAACAAGCACAAACCAGACGCAGCACACACCACAACAGUGAAGGCGAAAUGUAAUGUCCCUCCCCGUGUGUGUCGUGUCGUGUCGUGUCGUGUCGUGUCGUUGGUUGAUAACAGGCGUGUUCGGCGGUGGGCGGCCAGCUGCACGUGCAGAAGGCCGGGCAGAUGACCCUCCUCACCGGUCCCAGACUGCACCACCAGUCCCAGUCGACCUCAGCCACCAAGCAAGGACGGCGUGUGGCGCUGCCCCCCAGCUACGACCACGCCCAAACCCCCGUUGACGACACAGCCCUCCCCUACAAAGUCCGAUCGGUGUCGCCAGUGAUAGAUGAGGACACCGUGCGGCGGUUAGACGCCUUUCUCCUGCCCUCGCCCACCAUACCUUCUGCUUUUGCGGUGUCGGAGGUGGUGCCUCAGCCGCCAGCUGAGGCGUCGGCGCAUGGGCAGGAGAUGGUCCAGCUAGCGUAGGGGCCACACCACACAGGGGUGUGGGUGUAAAAGCGUGUGCGAAUGAGUCACAGAUAGACAGAGGAGGGCAGUAGGGGGACGAGGCAAGAGGCAAGAGCGAGAUGGCAGAGAGAGGGGAGAGGCAACGAACGACGUGCCAUUUUUGGUGAUUCGAAGAAUUCAGUUACAACAAACAAAUGGUAUGCAAUGCAUUGCAUUCAUUGGGUAGAUAGGUCGGGUGGAAUGAGUGAGUGAAUGAAUGAAUGGCCGCAUUUGUCUCGCACGCACCAUCUGUGCGACACAGACUGAUACAUGGAUGGAUGCAUCGAUGGGAUAUGUUGUGUGCCCCUGGGGGCACGGACGGGCUUUUUGGUGUUUGUGUAAGUAAGUAUCUCCCUACCUACCUGCAUGUGUGUAUGCGUGUUUGCCUAGCUGUCUAGCUGCCUUUGCGUCUCGCGUCUUGCCUCCCUCCCUCCCUGUCUCCCUGCCUCCCUGCCUCCUUGCUUUGUGUGUGUGGCCUGCGAGUGAAGUGAGGGCUCACAAUGUGAGAUGAGAGAAUGCACACACAUGCAUACACGCAAAUACGGAGAGAGGAAGAGAGAACGAGCAAUCGAAUCGAGCGGGUGGCCGCCCUUCCUUCUGUCUUCCUGUCACCCUAUCUCUCUUGCCUGCCUGCCUAUCUCUCCAUCAGUCCAUCCAUCCAUCCAUUCAUCUGUCCAUCUAUCUGCCUACUCGGGUCAGUGAGGAGGCGAGGCACGCCCUCUCUUCCCUCCACUGCGCACUGGUGUGAAUACGCUAGCUACAUACCAUACAUACGCUGACUUCCUGACCGACGACCGACCGACCUACAUAUGGAAAGAAAGAUGGGGACGUCGCGUAGCACCCAUGCUGUGAUGGCAUGGCGGGCUGCGGGGGUGAAACACCGCCAUCCAUCCAUCCACCCAUCCAUCGGCGGGGUGCGAUGUAGCCAUCUUCCCAUGGGUUACAGGUCACAGCUGUGAAUGAGACAAAAUGAAUGCUCGAGUAGCGGACGGACCGAAGUGACGACAGAUUGAUUGAUGAUGGAUGAGGUGGGGUGCGCGCGCGCGUGUGUGUGUGUGUGUGUGUGUGACAAUCAAUGAUGGGAG